UUUCCCCCUUUGGGCGCCUAGACGAGAUUGUCCCUUGAUCAUUUCCUUUGCUGAAUUGCUCGCAUACUCAGACUGUGCCGUCUUUUGCUUCGGGAAGAUCAUAUUCAUACAUAGCAUUCCUAAGAACCUCACCGUCUUCUUCGUAGGCGUGCUCUCGUAAACCGAACUGUUUACUCCUCGUUCUCCCAUACACUAGGCAGCUGAAAGGAGAGCUCAAGCUUUGACUUAGUUCUGCCAUGGCGGAGCCGAUUCGAGUACUAUACUGCUCUGUUUGCAGUUUGCCCCCUGAAUACUGCGAAUUCGGACCCGAUUUCGACAAAUGCAAACCCUGGUUGGUCCAAAACGUACCGGACCUAUACCCGGAUCUUCUAAAAGAGGCUAAUGAAAAGGAAGCUGAUAAAGUUGCUGAGAAGUUGCAGAAUAACAGUAUAGCUUCUGAGGCUAGUGAUGGAGCCGCUACCUCAGCACCCAAGCAAGAAGAUGUAAAACGUCUUCCGGGUGGGAAAAUAAAGAAAAAGGAUAAGAAAGAGGUUGUUAUUGAAAAGGUCAUACGAAACAAACGAAAAAGCAUCACAACUGUCAAAGGCCUGGACCUUUUUGGUGUCAAACUCAGUGAUGCUUCAAAGAAACUUGGGAAAAAGUUUGCAACAGGAGCUUCUGUUGUCAAGGGACCGACUGAGAAAGAGCAAAUUGACGUUCAAGGGGAUAUAUCAUAUGACAUUGUGGAGUUCAUUACAGAAACUUGGCCUGAUGUCCCAGAAACUGCAAUUUUCUUUAUAGAAGAUGGCAAAAAAGUUCCAGCUGUUUAACUUUGAAAUCUGGAUAUGCUCCUCGUUGCAGCUGUACUUUUGAAGGAUUGUGCUAUGAACUUACUUAAGCAGUGAACUUGAACAAUAUCUUUGGCCAAUGAGGUCUAUUUGUUGAUGAUCCCCUUGCGGUAUCAACAUGUGUUCAAAAUGAUACUGUUCUUGAAUAGAAGGGUUGUGUGUAAAAGCAAGAUGAUCAGGGUACUAGCAAUGCGGUUUUUGGUUAGGUGAGAGAUGCUGAGAAUAUUUUUGGUGGACAAAUUUUCUUAAUUUAUAGUUGAAGAAUUCCUUAGGCUGUUUGGUAUUCUGGAAGCAUUUUGAAGGAAAUGGAAUUGGAAAUGGUGGUGGAAAAGAAAAAUGAAUUGGGUUCGAAAGUGUAGUUUGGUGUGCUGGAAAAUUUAAAUGGAA
Prosopis cineraria is the source of this 1214-nucleotide messenger RNA. RefSeq names its product translation machinery-associated protein 22-like. NCBI's taxonomy places the organism in Eukaryota, Viridiplantae, Streptophyta, Magnoliopsida, Fabales, Fabaceae. The transcript is spliced from 7 exons. Gene Ontology annotation, molecular function: mRNA binding; translation initiation factor activity. The coding region runs from base 237 to 809 and encodes 190 amino acids. The record is from RefSeq and is a predicted model, not a curated record. Gene Ontology annotation, biological process: formation of translation preinitiation complex; translation reinitiation.